CGAUUUUGUUGUUCGCACGGUGUCCGUGAUUGGAUUUCAUCCAAAUCACUCUCAUCGGACAAUCGCCGGUGAGCAAUGCGCGGCCGGCGAAGAGGAGGGUUUGCCCGGUGAAUUUUCACGCCAUUGCAUUGCCCGGUGCCAGUUAAUGUGAAGUGUACAAGGUUUUACCAAGUGAAAAUGAAUCGAUUGGCUACAGCUAAGUAACCACACCAACCUCGGCAUGAGAUCUGAACAGUUGAAAUUUGCAGACUCCUUCUCACUGUCCCUUGAAUGAGUACUUGAGUAGUUGAAUUCUUCAAUUCUCUUAUAGUUCUUCUCCCGACACUAAUGGAUAAUCUCUUAGCCGAGGACUCUUAUAAAUGCGUGAAGUCCAACUCAGUCACAGGGUUCUGCUUUGUGAUUUUAAUCAUCUAAUGAUGUAGUGGUUCAUUCCCGGUCACAGUCAAGAGUUUCGUUGAUUCUCCUAGCUCAAGCUCCAGAAAUUUAUUCAUUAUGGGAUCAACAACGGAGAGUUGUGAAGAUGCAUUGUAUAGGAUUCCAUCCUCUGUGUUUGCUCCAGAUACGCCUACAAAUCGUGCAGAAUGGAGCAUAGCCUCCAAUGAGUCAUUGUUCAGUAUCCAAAUAGGGAGCUUUACCAGGGAUGAAUUCCUUUGGACAGAACUAGGCUCACCUGGUGCAGAUUCUGUGUCCAGUCCUGCAAACAAUCCCAUCUCUAGUGAAGUGAUAACUGAUGGAAAAGGUGAUGAGAUAGGAAAGCAUGAAGCCUGGGAAGGGGUCGUAAGGGAAAACGAAGAUCAAAUUAACCAAAAAUCUAAUGCUGGGGUGCACAUUUCUCAUAACUCUGCAGACAGUAUGGCCAGUGAAAUAUCCUUUGCAUUCCCAAUAAUCUUUUCACCUUUUUCCCCCUCAUAGCCUCUGAAUGAUCAGUUUGAAUGAAAUGAAGAUUGACAGGGCACGGAAAUAAAGACGGUCCAGAUUGCAUCGGGUGUGGAUUAAGCCAAGAGCAGCGGGCAAUGUCAGAAACACAACCAAUCCAGGAGAAGGAACCAUUAAAAUCAUCAGGGUCAGAGAACCAACAAGCGGAGGCACAGCCAGCGCAAACAACUUGGUUUUCUUGGUUCUUCUCCUGUUGCGCUUCUGUUCUUAGGAAGUAGAGAGAGUUCACCUAAGCAGGUUUUGUCAUUGUGUCAAGUGCUAAAGACAAAACUCUGUAAUUGGUGAAUGCUUUACAUUACACUACAAGCUUCAGAAGUGCUCCUUAUUAUUAUUAGAAGACAAACAUAAACAUCCUGUCCUGUACAUUGGUUAUCUGGAAUAGCAGGAAUGUAAGACAACUAUUAAUGUAUUGCAUGUACAUAAUUCAUACUCUUUAAGGUACAAAAUUUUUAUAA
Messenger RNA from Ipomoea triloba (trilobed morning glory), 1391 nucleotides. RefSeq lists its product as uncharacterized. Lineage: Eukaryota; Viridiplantae; Streptophyta; Magnoliopsida; Solanales; Convolvulaceae. The record is from RefSeq and is a predicted model, not a curated record. Bases 493 to 912 code for a protein of 139 amino acids. The transcript has 3 exons.